Molecule: messenger RNA, 1380 nt
Organism: Diabrotica balteata
Lineage: Eukaryota; Metazoa; Arthropoda; Insecta; Coleoptera; Chrysomelidae
Source: the annotation of a GenBank genome assembly
AUGGGUGCUGUAUCAUGCGGACAGGUACUAUCAGCGCUUAUUAUAGUCGCGUCGAUAGCAAUUUUUCUUGGAAUACGAGCUUUUCUGGCACCACCUCCGGUGCCUGAAUUGGGGGAAAAAUGGUGGAAAGCCGCAAAACCGACUCAAAUUGAUACUAGUGUUAGACCUUUUAAAAUAGAAAUUUCGGAAGAAGACCUACAAGACCUUAAAGACAGAUUAAACCGAUCAGUUCCAUUUCAGUCCCCUCUGGAAGAUGUCAAACAACACUAUGGUAUAAAUACCAACACUCUCAAACCUAUAUUAGACUUCUGGAAAACAAAAUAUGAUUGGAGAAAACGCGAAGAAUUCUUUAAUCAGUAUCCACAGUUUAAAACCAACAUCCAAGGAUUGGAUAUUCAUUUCAUUCAUGUACAGCCCGCCGAAACUAAAGGAAUGAAAGUGUUACCAAUGUUAAUGUUGCAUGGAUGGCCAGGAUCAGUUAGGGAAUUUUACGAAAUAAUACCACUGCUUACUAAACCAGAAAAAGGAAGAGAUUUUAUUUUUGAAUUAAUCAUUCCAAGUGUGCCAGGCUACGGUUUUUCAGAGGGAGCAGAAGUAGUUGGGCUUAAUCCUGCUGAAAUCGCCAUUAUAAUGAAAAACCUUAUGGAUAGAAUAGGUUUCAAACAGUACUAUCUUCAAGGAGGUGAUUGGGGAGCUGCAAUAGUAGCAGAUCUCGCUAUAUUAUUUCCAGAAAAAGUUAUUGGUGUACACUCGAAUCUUUGUUUUGUCAACACUCCAAUAUCCAAUUUUAAAUACUUACUUAGUGGUUUUAUACCAUCUUUAUUCGUUGAUGAAGAUAAGGAGCACUUGGUCUCUCCAAUUUGGGACAAAAUAGAGUUCUUAAUGUUGGAAUUUGGUUACACUCAUAUUCAAGCUACAAAACCUGAUACAAUUGGUGUUGCUCUUCGUGACAGUCCAGUAGGUCUAGCUGCAUACAUUUUAGAAAAAUUCACCACAUGGACGAAUGCUGCCUUUAAAGAUUUGGACAGUGGUGGCCUGACCAAAAAGUUUACUAUGGAACAACUAAUAGAUAAUGUUAUGAUAUACUGGGUUACUCGAUCGUCAACCACCGCUAUGAGACUGUAUGCAGAAAGUGUGAAUAGGAAACAUUUUACUACAAAUAUGGAAGGAAUUCCAGUACAACCUCCAAGUGGCUGUUCGAGGUUUGAAAAAGAAAUCAUUUGGUUUCCAGAAUCUGUUCUAACUGAAAGAUUCGUAAAUAUGGUUCAUAUAAGCACCCACCGUGAUGGCGGCCAUUUUGCUGCGUUUGAAGUUCCUCACGUUUUAGCCAAAGAUAUUUUCGACUUUACAGAAAUUGUUGAACGUAGUAUUAAAGAGUAA